Molecule: messenger RNA, 913 nt
Organism: Arvicanthis niloticus (Nile rat)
Lineage: Eukaryota; Metazoa; Chordata; Mammalia; Rodentia; Muridae
Source: RefSeq, a predicted model, not a curated record
CCUCUGGUGGGCCGGCCGGACACCACGGGCACUGUAAGCCCCGGAGUGGCCGCAGAGGCGGUGGACAGCCAGCGGGCAUGAGCGCGUCCCUGAGCCGGGCGGCUGCGGCUCUGCUGCGCUGGGGGCGCGUCGCGGGUGGCGGCGGCCUGCCUGGAGCCGGCGUGCGGGCGGCGAGCUCCGGCGGCCAGGCGGAGCAGCUGGACGCGCUGGUGAAGAAGGACAAGGUGGUGGUGUUCCUCAAGGGGACGCCCGAGCAGCCCCAGUGCGGCUUCAGCAACGCCGUGGUGCAGAUCCUUCGGCUGCACGGUGUCCGCGACUAUGCGGCCUACAACGUGCUGGACGACCCGGAGCUGAGGCAAGGUAUUAAAGACUAUUCCAACUGGCCAACCAUCCCGCAAGUGUACCUCAACGGCGAGUUUGUGGGGGGCUGUGACAUCCUUCUGCAGAUGCACCAGAAUGGGGACCUAGUGGAGGAACUGAGAAAGCUGGGAAUUCGCUCUGCCCUGAUGGAUGAGAAGGACCAAGACUCCAAGUGAGGCCUCCGGGCCAUCCUCGGGGCCAGAAAAGCCUUACUGCGUGGUGGUGUCCUGUUGCUGUGAGCUUGCGCUGGGCCUCCUGGCUUGCAAGUGGGCAGGUGCUUUUCCUGUCUCUGGCCCAGAACACCCUCUGGUGAACUUACAACCACUGCACUGUAAAUCGAUGUCGUGAUCCUGUGUUGCUGUAACCCCAAUCUGUUCUUACAUUGAGUUUAUUCUCUGCCAGCUUCGGGAGUCGGUCCUGAUCUUGUGGUUUGGGUUGUAAAGAUGGCAAAGCCCCCGAUGUUUUUGUAACUUCCUCUAAAGGGAAAUGAUGGACAGAGAAGAAAAUGUGGUGGCUAGAGUGUUGUUUUUUAAAAAUAAAUUGCCAACACAGA